Ordospora colligata OC4 is the source of this 732-nucleotide messenger RNA. RefSeq names its product ribosomal protein SA. The record is from RefSeq and is a predicted model, not a curated record. Bases 1 to 732 code for a protein of 243 amino acids. Gene Ontology annotation, cellular component: ribosome; cytosolic small ribosomal subunit; 90S preribosome. Gene Ontology annotation, molecular function: structural constituent of ribosome. Lineage: Eukaryota; Fungi; Microsporidia; Ordosporidae. The transcript has a single exon. Gene Ontology annotation, biological process: ribosomal small subunit assembly; cytoplasmic translation.
AUGGCACAAGCUGAAAUAAAGAUUCCAGAGGCAUUUGUCGAUCUGUUGAUACGCAGUCACGGACAUCUUGGAGGAGUGAAGGCAACAGAGAACUUCGAUAGGUAUGUUUAUGGAACAAGAGAACGCGACAACAUCAAGAUCAUUGCUAUAAAUGCGAUGUGGGAGAAGCUAAUUCUUGCAGCAAGGGUAUUUUGCAGCUUGAGCUAUCCGUCCGAUGUUGCUGUGUUGUCCACAAAGGCGUUUGGCAGGAAGCCUGUGAUGAAGUUCUGCCAGGCUGUAGGUGCGACAGCGAUUACGGGAAGAUUUGUUCCUGGAUCGUUUACGAACUCUGUGGUGAAGAGGAAGUAUAAUCCAAGGAUACUGAUCGUUUCUGAUGCAUAUGCAGAUAAGCAGGCGAUAGCAGAGUCAUUUCACUGCAAUCUGCCAAUUAUUGCAUUUACAAGCACAGACAACUCUCUGCGUGGGGUUGAAGUUGCGAUUCCGAUGAACAACAGGUCGCCUAAUGCAAUAGGAACAGGGUUUUUUAUUCUUUCGCGACUGAUUAAUUAUAUGAAGACAGGGGCUGAGCUUGAUCGGGACAUGAAGGAGGUGGAACUGUUUUUCUUUAGAGAUAGUGUUGAGCUUGAGCAGCUUGCAGAGGAGCAGAAUCUUGUGGAUGCGCCUGAAGGUGCAAUGCAAGGUGGAAGCGAUGCAAUGUCAGGAAGGAUGCCUGAGGAGUGGAAUGGAUUCUAA